This is a messenger RNA of Macroventuria anomochaeta, 883 nucleotides long. RefSeq lists its product as uncharacterized. The coding region runs from base 247 to 621 and encodes 124 amino acids. Lineage: Eukaryota; Fungi; Ascomycota; Dothideomycetes; Pleosporales; Didymellaceae. The record is from RefSeq and is a predicted model, not a curated record. The transcript has 2 exons.
CUUCGAGCUGAAAGAGACUCGUUGCGAGCUCAGCGGGCACACACUGCGACUGCAGCUUCUUCAACUCCGACUUUCCUUGCGCUUCUUCCCUUUCAUACCAAGCCUCCUGCCGCUUCUUCCGCAUCGUAUUGACCACCACCUGGUCGCACUCCCGAACACCUCCGCGCAGACGUAUACCUCCAGCGGCCACUUGAACCCCCCCCCCCCCCCUAAAAGCUUUGCGCAAACACGUCUCUCACCGCCAUAAUGGGCUACAUGCACUACUCCAUCGCCUUCUUCGUCCUCGCCGUCGGCACCUCACUCUACCUAACACGCGCGCGCUGGCUCCCCCUCCUCCCACGCCUCGCUCCCGCGCCUCUCUACCAACGCCUUCCCACCUCCUUCCGCGAAGAUAUCGAAGCCGGCUUACACUCCUCGGACUUUGACCUAACGGGCAACGUCGAAGGCGACUCGCGGCAAGGCCUCGAUGAUGCGGGGAAGAAGGAGGUGCUGCGCAUCAUGAAGAGGAAGAACGUGGGCUUUGAUGAGGCGAGGAGGUUGUUGAUGCAGGAGCGGUUCAGCAAGGCGGGGGUAGGGAGUGAUGGCGUGCCGCGGGAUCCUAAAUUUGUUUCGUUCUCGUGAGGAUGGGAAGCGUGUAAGGGGUUGGUAGUAAGGGUUUGGGGUCCGUCUGGUUAGCGUUUUCUUCAGAGUGUUUUGGUUGAUCGCAUCUGGGUUUCCUUUGUCAGUUGGAUCUGGGAGGGAGCUUCGGGACCUGAGGCCAUGGACACUGUCACAUGGCGCCCUAUUUGGCAUCACGGAUGUCGACUGCAGCGAGACGGCUGUUCUGGUAUUCGUUCUUCUCCGUUCAUUGACUCCUUUGUCUUUUGCUAUCCUAUGGACUUGC